AUGGGCACAGGCAUUGACUCGACGGGACAGUCAGUCCCAAUUGCGCCUCCAUCUCGGGAAGCUGUGGCUGCUGACGCCCUUGGCGCUUCUCACUCACAAUCUAUUUCGCAGAUACAACGGCACGUCGGAUCUUCAGCUCGAGAGGAUCAAUGUCUACUUCAACGAGGUCGGUCACCGUUCUCCCCCAAAUUAUGGUACAAAGCGUAAACGACUAACAACGCACUGGUGUACGCUCGCAAGGCCGGCGCGCAAAAAUACGUGCCCCGUGCGGUCCUCGUCGACUUGGAGCCUGGUACCAUGGACGUCAUCAAGGCGUCCCCUCUCGGAAACUUGUUCCGACCCGACAACUUUGUGUUUGGGCAAUCCUCGGCGGGAAACAACUGGGCCAAAGGUCACUACACCGAGGGUGCCGAACUCGUCGACCAAGUCAUGGACGUCGUUCGAAAGGAGGCGGAAGGAUGUGACUGCUUGCAGGGCUUCCAGAUCACGCACUCGUUGGGAGGUGGAACGGGAUCGGGUAUGGGCACACUGUUGAUCUCCAAGAUCAGGGAAGAGUUUCCCGAUCGGAUGAUGGCAACGUUCUCUGUCGUGCCUUCGCCCAAGGUCUCGGACACUGUAGUCGAGCCUUACAAUGCCACUCUUUCCAGUAAGCUGAGAUUGAAAGCUUCACUAGACCUGUGGGUCAUGCUACUGACCGUUGUGUACGGCUCGAACAGUUCAUCAAUUGGUGGAAAAUUCUGACGAGACAUUCUGCAUCGACAACGAAGCCCUCUGUGAGUCAUGCCAUCAACUCCUUCUGGAGUGACAGCACACAACUGACGCCCUAAGAGGAUAUGGAACUCAAAGACGACAUUUGCUUCCGCACGCUCAAGCUAUCGGUACCGACCUAUGGCGACCUGAACCACCUCGUUUCCGUCGUCAUGUCGGGUAUCACGACCUGCCUCCGCUUCCCCGGUCAGCUCAACUCGGACCUCCGCAAGCUCGCGGUCAACAUGGUCCCGUUCCCUCGAUUGCAUUUCUUCCUCGUCGGUUAUGCCCCCUUGACCGCGCCGGGAUCCAAGAACUUCCGCGCCGUCUCGGUCGCCGAGCUGACGCAGCAGAUGUUCGACGCCAAGAACAUGAUGGCCGCUUCGGACCCUCGCAACGGUCGCUGUGAGUUGCCUGCGGACUCGAUAUGAUUGACCCUAGAUCUUGAAAACUGAUCAGAGGCUCACACGCGUGCAGACUUGACCGUGGCCGCUUACUUCCGCGGCAAGGUCUCGAUGCGCGAAGUGGAGGACUCGAUGCUCUCGGUCCAACAGAAGAACUCGGCCUACUUCGUCGAAUGGAUCCCUUCCAACGUCCAAACCGCAGCUUGCGACGUCGCGCCCAAGGAAUCCAAGAUGGCCGUCACCUUCGUCGGCAACAGCACCUCGAUCCAGGAUCUGUUCAAGCGCGUCGGCGAUCAGAUGUCGGCCAUGUUCAAGCGUCGCGCUUUCUUGCAUUGGUACACCGGCGAAGGCAUGGACGAGCUCGAGGUACGUCAAUUGAUGAUCUCGAACGUUGUGUUCCAAAUCUGUCUCUCGAUCUGAGCUGAUGUGCGGUUUUGGGUGUGAUCGGAACAGUUCUCGGAAGCCGAGUCCAACAUGCAGGAUCUCGUCGCCGAAUACUCGCAGUACGAGACGGCCGGCCUCGACGAUGAAGAGGAGGCUGUCGAGGAGGAGCAGUACGCUCCCGAGGAGUAG
Microbotryum saponariae is the source of this 1724-nucleotide messenger RNA. Lineage: Eukaryota; Fungi; Basidiomycota; Microbotryomycetes; Microbotryales; Microbotryaceae. The record is from the annotation of a GenBank genome assembly.